Zea mays is the source of this 1416-nucleotide messenger RNA. Its product is annotated as transcription factor bHLH18. Gene Ontology annotation, molecular function: protein dimerization activity. The coding region runs from base 410 to 1366 and encodes 318 amino acids. Lineage: Eukaryota; Viridiplantae; Streptophyta; Magnoliopsida; Poales; Poaceae. The record is from RefSeq and is a predicted model, not a curated record. The transcript has 2 exons.
GUACAACCCAGAUACUGCUGCACGGUACUCCAAGUACAAGAUACAACUAAAACACAACAUAAUACAGUGGUCAUGUCUAAAACAUGUGUCUUACGAUAUUCAUUGUACCAAUCAGAGUAUUCAAUAAAUUAAAGUGACCAAUCAGAUAGUCUAUUGUCUCGAACAUAGAGCUAAGACACUGUGUCUUCGUCAAGAUACGUGUCUUGAGUUUUUUUACAUUCACCCCCCUAGACACACUGUAAGACACAACUUAAAACACCCACUGUACAUGCCCUUAAUUUGCUUCGGAUUAAUGGUCUGCUUGUGCUUUAUUAAUGUCUGCACUUCGAGUUACUGAAAAUAAGGCUAUCAUAAUUUGCUGCAGCUACACACUCACAGUACACACAGACGUGUGCAGAACUGCAGAGACAUGGAGGACUCGAGCUUAUUCAUGCAGUGGGCGAUGGACACGCUGCAGCACGAGAACAACCCUGCGCCUGCCAGCGCCGCCGCCGUCCACGGCGGCUUCAGCGAGGCUACUUUCCCCUCGCUCAAAGCGCUCCGCGAGGCCUCGCAUGCAGCCGAAAUGGUCCAGGAGUUGAUCGCGGACGCCGACGUCGUCCGCCAUGCGCCAAACAGCUGGAACUCCGGCGACAACACCACCGCGAACUACAACGUGCCCGCGGGCUGGGGCUUCGGCGGUGCCACUGCAGCCUCCGCGCUGCCAGGCAGCCACGGCAUGAUGGAGGCCCCGCCUGCCAUGGCCACACGCGGUCGGCCGCCGCCGGGUCUGGUGUACAGGCUUCCGCCGACGAGGAGAGCCGGCCUAAAGAGCUUGGGCUCCAUGGCGGCGGCGUACGCGAAGGACCACAUCAUCGCAGAGCGGAAACGGCGAGAGAAGAUCAACCAGCGCUUCAUCGAGCUCUCCACUGUUAUCCCAGGCCUCAAGAAGAUGGACAAGGCGACCAUCCUUCUGGACGCGACAAGGUACCUGAAGGAGCUCCAAGAGAAGCUGAAGGAUCUGGAGCAGCGGAAGGAGGCCGGCGGCGGGAGCAUCGAGACCCUGGUGCUCGUCAAGAAGCCAUGCCUCCAUGCCGCGGCUGCGCGGGAUGACGACGGUGGCUCCUCGCUGCCGGCGUCGCCGCCGGCAGGCACACCAACAGAGGGGAAACGGCUGCCGGAGAUCGAGGUCCAGUUCUCGGAGUUGGAGAAGACCGUGGCGGUGAGGGUGCACUGCGAGAACAGGAAGGGGGUGGUCGUCCACGUGCUCGCCGAGCUUGAAGAUCUCCACCUCAGUAACAUCCACGCCAAUGUUAUGCCGUUCACGGCUUGCACUCGGAUCAUAACCAUCACGGCAAAGGCUAGUUUUCCUUGCCCGGCCUUUUAAUUUGACUGACCAUGCUGUUCAUUAUUGUGCUAUGCUGCAUUUCUUAAUCU